This is a messenger RNA of Neohortaea acidophila, 1524 nucleotides long. Its product is annotated as peptidase M24, structural domain-containing protein. The coding region runs from base 33 to 1460 and encodes 475 amino acids. The transcript has a single exon. NCBI's taxonomy places the organism in Eukaryota, Fungi, Ascomycota, Dothideomycetes, Mycosphaerellales, Teratosphaeriaceae. Gene Ontology annotation, molecular function: metalloaminopeptidase activity; manganese ion binding. The record is from RefSeq and is a predicted model, not a curated record.
CCAACUCUCACUUCUACAGUAACCACUCCACCAUGAGGAAACGCAUCGCCAACCCCGAUCUGCCCGCUCCUCCAUCGGGCAAAUAUCCUGCCAAAGCUCACUGUCGUCGGGUAGCGAAAUGGAUUGCUGAGAAUGGAGGUCCGACGUCGGGCAUCAUCUACCUCCAAGGCCAGUCCCUUCACAUUCACGAAGAUGAUGACACCCCGUCGCGCUUCCGCCAGCGGAGGCACUUCUUCUAUCUCACGGGAUGUGAGGUGCCCGAGUGCUUCUUCGCCUACGACAUUACCGCGGAUCACUCGACACUCUGGAUUCCUCCCGUGGAGGACGAAGAGGUGAUGUGGUCGGGCAUGCCCUUGCUUCCAAAGGAAGCCUUGGAGCGCUUCGAUGUCGACACUGUCUUGACCACCGACGAUCUCAAAUCGGGCAAGAGUCUCUCGAAGAUGCUGAAGCAGCCGGGCACGCCUGUCAUGGUGAUCAAGGACCGCGCCGACCUCGCCCUUUUCAACUCUCCCGAGAUCAAGGCUUGUUCUCCGAAAAUCAACACCGACUACACCCGUCGUGCCAUUGAAACCUGCCGCGUGGUCAAAGACUCGCACGAGAUUGCGAUGCUCCGGCACGCCAACAUCAUCUCCUCCUACGCCCACGAGCGCAUCCUGGCGUCGGUGAAGGCUGCGCAGAAUGAACGAGAACUGAAUGCCGUCUUCGUCAUGCACUGCCACGCCAACGGCUGCAGAGAUCAGGCGUAUCCGUGUAUCUGCGCUAGCGGUACGGGCGCCAGUACCCUACAUUACGUGCACAACGACGAGCCUCUCAAGGGCAAGCUGAAUCUCCUUCUCGACGCCGGAGCGGAGUACUCGCUUUACUGCGCAGACAUCACCCGCACCUUCCCGCUCAACGGCACAUUCACCAAAGAGAGCAGGGAGAUCUACACGCUCGUGCUCAAGAUGCAGACGGAGUGCAUGGACAUGAUCCGAGCGGGCGUGCUGUGGGAGGAUGUGCACAUGAAGGCGCAUUCCGUGGCGGCAGAGGGCUUACGGGACCUUGGCAUUCUGGAGAAGAAACUGAGCACGGCGCAGAUUCUGGAGUCCAAGGUGACGUGUCGCUUCUUCCCACAUGGACUUGGUCAUUAUCUGGGCAUGGAUACGCACGACACGGGCGGGAAUCCGAACUACGAGGAUCCGAAUGAGUUCUUCAGAUAUCUUCGCAUCCGAGGCAGGCUGCCGGCCAACUCGGUGGUGACGAAUGAGCCGGGCAUCUAUUUCAGAAAGUAUCCCUUCCAGGCGGAAUUGGACGCGGGGAAGUGGGACGGGAUUGUGGACCAGAGUGUGCUGGCGCGGUACUGGGAGGUGGGCGGUGUAAGGAUUGAGGAUGACAUCUUGGUCAAGGAGGAUGGGUGGGAUAAUAUGACGACGGUGAAGAGCAGUCUGGAUUAUAUCGAGGCCGCUGUCAAUGCGGAGUAGGUUGGUAGGGCUAUGAGAGAUGUCUGAAUUGUCGUAGUCUUCCGAUUCCGAUGCUCGCUGAUUG